CAAAGUUUGUAAUUGCAGAGAAAUACUCCAUUUAUUUUGGUCAUUUCAUUUUCGAGCAGGAAGCUCACCUUUUUUGUUAUACCCUUUAGAUGAAUAGAGAGUUUUUUAAUUAAAUACAUAUUCUUUAAAUAAUGUUCCCUCUUAUAAAAAGUAGGAUAAUUAAAAAAAAUUUAAAUAAAACAGAAAAAUGUCUGUUUUUCUGUUGUCUGUUAUAUAACAUUAGGUAUGUUCGUGGCAAUUAAUUUCUUAAUCAGCUAAACAGGUCAUUUAAGAAACAGUCAAAUAUUAAGUUAAAUUUGAAAACAGUUUAAAAAAAAAUAUCCCCAUUCCAAAAUUUCACACGACAAUCUCAUUGGCUCACGGAGUGAUGAUGUCACAAGGUCGCCUUAAGAACCUUUAAUCCUUUGAAGUUUUUUCCACAAAUAGGGGUGAGACACAGCUAUUCUUAGUUCGUUUCUUCGCAGCAUUUGUGUGUGCAGCCUUCAAACGUUCACCACAGAAAGUUUUGGAAAGCUUUUCAGAGUCGUCGUGUACAACCUUCAACAUGUAUCCAACAAGACACCAGCCAAAACAAAAUGAACACGCCGCUUCUCCUUCCUGGCGUGGCCGGCCAAUUUCCCCAAAUGACCUCUUAUCCAUCCAAAGGGCAUUACAUGACAGUAGGAAGGAAAACUACCACCUCCAGAAUAAAAUUCAAAAAUUGAAGAAGAGAAACUUCAACUGGAGGAGAAGUGUAGACAGAUGGAAGCGCAAAAUAAAAACCUGGAGGAAAGACAACAACGCCAGCCCGACAUAGAAAUUAUUAAUGAGGGCUGGGGAAUCAGGUUUGGACAAGCCCGAGAGCAGAUCGUCUUCUUGAUUAAAGAAAACAAGCAGAAGACGGCGGAACUAAAGGAGAUGUCCAACCAGCUUCAAGACAGCAAAGCUACUGUUGAGAAGACAGAAUGGGAUCUCCAAUAUAUGGACCAAAUGAAUCAGCUGCUCCAAACCAAGUUCGAUGAAGCUGUGAAAAAAAAUAAAGAAAUCCUCCAACAGAAGGAAGAACAGGAGACAAAGCAAAUAGACUUGCAGCACAAACUCAAAGUCACGGAGGAAAAAUACAGAAUGCUGAAAGAAAAGUUGGAUGAAACAGUGAGCCAAAAUAAAGUCCUUCUUCAAGAGAAAGUGCAACAGCAAGAAACAUUGAAAGAAGAGAAACGUAUUGUCAAAGACUUUGAGGGUAAAAAUCUAAAACUGCAACAGUUUUGUAAUGAACUGAAGAACAAAACAAGUGAACUAGAAGGGGAAAAGGAAAAACUGGACAAAAGAUGCUCACAGAUGCAGAAAAGGAUUGAUCACAUGGCGAGAAACAACUCCGAGCUCACUAAGGGGAUAUUGUUGGAAUACAACAACUUGAAGCGCAAACACACUGAAAUGCAGGCGCAAAAGCAACACCAAGACAAAAUACAUGACGACCUGCAGCGUACUCUCCAAGACAUCCACAGAAGAAAUGAGGAGUUAGAAGACAUGUACAAAGAAGUACAAGAGAGAAAUGCAGACAUGCACAAGGACAAGCUAAUGCAGGAGGCAACAUCCAAAGAACUCAAAGAAAAGCUUGAAGAAAAACAAGCAGCAUUAGAAGAGGUGGAGCAAACAUGCAAGAAACUUGACAAGCAAAACACAGAAACAAUCGAUCAGCUAAGAACCCUCAUCUUGGAGAAAAAGGCGCUUGUGGAAAAGUCCAUGAAAAAAAAGAAAAAAUGCUUCCGCUUGCCCUGGAGGAGGGACUCUGCUGCUUCACCUGAUGUAGCCUCAUCUUGCUCCACCUCUGUCCUUCCCCCCAACCAGUCCCGGCAGUUGACUGUCCCCUCCUGAGCCUGGUUCUGCCGGAGGUUUCUGCCCGUUUAAAGGCAGUUUUUCCUCCCCACUGUCGCCUAGUGCUUGCUCAGAGGGGAUUGUUGGG
Oreochromis niloticus (Nile tilapia) is the source of this 1942-nucleotide messenger RNA. Its product is annotated as myosin-7-like. NCBI's taxonomy places the organism in Eukaryota, Metazoa, Chordata, Actinopteri, Cichliformes, Cichlidae. The record is from RefSeq and is a predicted model, not a curated record. Bases 742 to 1854 code for a protein of 370 amino acids. The transcript has a single exon.